AUGUCUCCUUUUUUAGUUGGUUAUUUCAAUCUUAUGAAAAGCGUUCUCGGAUCGGGUCUAGUAACGUAUCCAUACUUAUUCACCAUCAACGGUGUCGUUCCCACUGUGAUACUGACACUUAUAAGCGCGUUCUUUUCAGCACAGGGACUUUUGAUAUAUUUAAAGCUGAAUCACAUGAAGAACAAAACAAUGUCUACGCUCACCGACAGCAAACGCAUUAAGCUGUUCGUCAAUACAAUUAUUGUAAUGAAAUGUGUGUCUGUCACACUCUCCUACGUCGUUAUGAUUCGGGAAAUUUUUCACAAUAUCUGUGAUAGAGUCAAUGUACACUGCCCAAAUGUUUUAUUUAUUGCAUUUGUGCUUGUAACAAUGCCUAUUUCUACGUUCAAACAGUUCAGCAAGCUUAGAUUUACCUCGUUUCUUGGCAUAGUGGCCACUUGCAUUAUGGUGCUUGCCACGUUAUGGAGACUUUAUAGCAAACAACCGCAGGGAAGCAUUGCAUUAUACAAGAAAAUUGAUUACAACACCUUGGGAAGCUACGUUUAUACAUUUACGUGCCAUCAAAACAUUUUUUCCUUCCAGAAUGAGUGUUUUAUGAGUUUGAACCAGUGUUAUAGCGUGAUAUUGUGCACAGUAGCGAGCUGCAUUUUGCUUUAUUUCGUGUUUGGGCUAUCUAACGCGUAUCUUUUUAGCAUCGGGCCAAAGUUUUUUGAUAGUCUUUACGAUGACAAGAUUACGCUUGUUAUGCAGGCAUGUUUUCUUGUCAUGGUUACUUUUUCUAUUCCGUUACAGCUGAAUGCCGCGCAGCUGUACCUCAACAUAACCGCGUCCAGGUAUCGGAUGGCAUUCGUAUCCACAGUCGUAAUCAUUUCUAUUGCAAUAGCUUUGUUGGAAAUAAGCUUUAACACAAUAUUGUCUCUGAUUGGCGGCACAGUCUCAUCGCUGAUGUGUUUUAUAAUUUCGGGCUUUUAUUACAUUCUUAUCGGGGACAGAAAAAAUAAACUGUGGUUCUUUAAUGCCGUCUUUACGCUAAUCUUCGGUAUUCUUAUACUAGCCGCGACUGCUUACACGAUGUUUGCAUUGGUGAUGCGUAAAUUAUAGUGGGAUGUGAAUGGUUGGAGUAGAAUAUUUUUUGGUGCGGGUGGUUUUCAUGAUUAAGCAGAACGCGGAUACAAAGUGUGUUUGUUCGAGUACGUAGACAAUAAAUGAUAUUUGUUACUGGAAAACAGAAAUUCGAG
Messenger RNA from Vavraia culicis subsp. floridensis, 1238 nucleotides. RefSeq lists its product as uncharacterized. Lineage: Eukaryota; Fungi; Microsporidia; Pleistophoridae. The transcript has a single exon. The coding region runs from base 1 to 1101 and encodes 366 amino acids. Gene Ontology annotation, molecular function: amino acid transmembrane transporter activity. Gene Ontology annotation, biological process: amino acid transmembrane transport. The record is from RefSeq and is a predicted model, not a curated record.